GAACUGAGCUAAAGGAUGGGAGCGUGGUCGCGCUAACUCCGCCCAUGUUCUUUACCAAGCAACAGCACGUUCACGAACUGGGAAGUUUACAACGUCACGUGGUACCACCUCAUGGGAGCUUGGCCGACUUAAUUUGCUGAUGAAACAUAAGUGAUUCACAAUUAAACCCGAAUGAUAAUAAGAACAUCAAAGCAGUUUCGCAUGGAAGUCCUGUGAGCCCAGUUUGUUCUAAUGCUAAGGCAAGCGCAAGUAGGUGCUUACAGUGCAAAGGUGGUGGAACUACGGAUACCUGGAGGGUUCUUUCUGGCUUGAUAUCGCUGUUGUCAUAGGAAUGUAGUCACGUGCUGCAGUGAUCGAAGGAAAUGACAAUUUUUAGGCGGAUUGUGAUAGCUAUACCAGGACAUGAAUAUUACAUCCACAUGGGUCACAUUUCCUCUUGACUGGUCAUCAUUUCACUAUCCCACAGUCCUGCACCUGUCCCUGUGCAUUUAGCUUCUUUGACAGUCCAAAAGGGUGUGAACCUUGCACUGUGAUCUGCAGCCUAAAGGUAACUGUGUGCAGAUGGAAAGGAAAGAGAGAGGGGCAGCCUUUGUUGAAGACCUGCCAGUCUCCGAAGGAGAGCCAGUAGCAAGAAGCAAGGAAGAAGCAGUUACUUCAAAGGCCACAGUGACCAACUCCAAGGUAAAGUGUGAGCUGCAGAUCACAGAAGAUUUGGAUGAGUUUGCAGAUGUAGGUCAAAAGAAAAAAAAUGAACUAGAAGAAAUUCCUCAGCCCCCUAUUCCCAAACUCAUCACGAAGACUAUCAUCAAACCUAAACAAGUUCCCAAAAGCACACCAGUCAAGAAAAAGUUGGAGCCCAAAAGUGUUGGGCCAAUGAAGGAAGAGGAGUCUGCUUCCUGGAAUGGAAUCACACUAAACAGGUGUCUGACUAUAGCUGCCUUUGCUGCCCUAAUAAGUGUGGGUUUCCAGGUUUUACAAGAAGUAGCUGAUGAAGAUGAGCUGACCGACCUAGAAAAUGAACCAUGGACACCAUCUGAUCCAAAUGACCAGCUGCAGUCAGAUUCAUGGUUUUUUGAAGGAUGGUUUGGAUCGUCUGAAAAAGAUGUUUCUGACGUGAAUUUGCCAGAAGUAGAAUUACCAGAGGUGAAAAAUGAUGAGUCUGUUGAAGAUGAGAUCAAUUCUGUAGAAGAAACUCUGCAGGAGGAUGAGGAGGAAGAGGCGCUAAAAGUGGAUACAGAAGUGGAAAAGAAUCUAGAUAAGGUGGAAAAAACUGAGCAAUGGGAUUUGAAGGACAAAAGUGAAUACAUGGAGACAAAAGCACUUGAAAUCCAUAGGGCAUCUGAAGAAGAAUCCCAUAAAGGAGAGGUGUUUCCGUUCAUGAAAAAAACAAAGGAGCCAAGCAAGUAUAAGGAAAAAACAUACAAAGAGAGAGAAUUUUCACAUGAACAUAAAUAUGAACACUAUAAAAAGCAGGAUGAAGGGAAGUCAUACAAGAAAGACAAAGAGGAACAUAAAAAAUAUUUCACACAGGAAGAAAAUGAAAGGUACAAGGGAUGGAAAGCAGACAAGGAGAAGGGAUGGAAAGCAGACAAGGAGAAGGGAUGGAAAGCAGACAAGGAAUAUAAACACUACCAGUAUGAUAAAGGUUUUAAAAAAUCUCAAGAUAAUAGAAGGCAUGGAUAAUAGACCAGAUGAUUUCAUACCCAAUGACCUUGUCAGGAUUUGGUGGUGUUCCAUUUGUUGCUACUUCUAAAGAGUUCAGGUUCUAAAGAAUAUAAACUGUUCUACUCCCUCACUGCCACAAAGAUGAAGCCUACAAAAAAAGUGUAUUGUUCUUCAUUCACUUUAGAAAAUUUCUUUACACUUUACAAAUCAGAUGCUUUAAUGUUUUUUUUUUAAGUAUAUAGAACAUGAAAAUAUUUUAUUUUCCUCCCUUAAAUUAUUAUUGUACAAAUAAACAAUGCAACAUAUUUUAAA
Messenger RNA from Xenopus laevis (African clawed frog), 1977 nucleotides. RefSeq names its product junctional sarcoplasmic reticulum protein 1 S homeolog (gene jsrp1.S). The transcript has 8 exons. The coding region runs from base 562 to 1683 and encodes 373 amino acids. The record is from RefSeq and is a predicted model, not a curated record. Lineage: Eukaryota; Metazoa; Chordata; Amphibia; Anura; Pipidae.